Homalodisca vitripennis (glassy-winged sharpshooter) is the source of this 1537-nucleotide messenger RNA. It is a transcript of the gene Mdh2, whose product is annotated as malate dehydrogenase, mitochondrial. The coding region runs from base 96 to 1121 and encodes 341 amino acids. Gene Ontology annotation, cellular component: cytoplasm; mitochondrion. NCBI's taxonomy places the organism in Eukaryota, Metazoa, Arthropoda, Insecta, Hemiptera, Cicadellidae. The transcript is spliced from 7 exons. Gene Ontology annotation, molecular function: L-malate dehydrogenase (NAD+) activity. Gene Ontology annotation, biological process: tricarboxylic acid cycle; malate metabolic process. The record is from RefSeq and is a predicted model, not a curated record.
UACCCUUUUUCUUUUCUCUUCCAUCUUCUCACCUGAUUGACUGUGGUCUAGUUACGUUGAGGUGUUCGCUGUAGAUUUUUAUUGAAUAUAGAACAAUGUUCUCCAGAUUAAUCAAACCUCAAGUUAUUUUAAACAUUCAACAAAAUGCAAAACAAUUAUCUACCUCAUCACAGAGGAGCGUGAAGGUAGCAGUAUGUGGCGCCAGUGGUGGCAUCGGUCAACCUUUAUCACUUCUACUUAAGGAGUCACCUCUGGUUACUCAGCUAUCGCUCUAUGACAUCGUACACACUCCUGGUGUGGCAGCUGAUCUUAGCCAUAUAGAAACAAACUCCAAAGUUACUGGUUAUGUUGGCCCUGACCAACUUAAGGACUCAUUGAAAGGCGUGCAGGUGAUCAUCAUCCCCGCAGGAGUCCCGCGCAAGCCGGGAAUGACACGAGACGAUUUGUUCAACACAAAUGCCUCUAUUGUCCGUGACCUCAUACAGGCUGCAGCAGAGGUGUCACCCAAGGCACUCAUCGGCAUAAUCUCAAAUCCUGUGAACAGUACUGUCCCGAUCGCAGCAGAGGUGUUGAAGAAGGCUGGAGUCUAUGACCCUAACCGCUUGUUUGGGGUUACUACGCUGGACAUUGUUCGUGCAAACACAUUUGUUGGUCAAGCCAAGGGUCUGGACCCAAAGGCUGUCAAUGUCCCUGUGGUGGGUGGACACUCCGGUGUAACAAUCAUACCCCUUAUAUCACAAGCAACUCCCUCUGUGUCCUUCCCCAAGGAUCAACUCGAAGCACUCACUGUUAGAAUACAGGAAGCUGGAACUGAGGUAGUCAAAGCCAAGGCGGGUGCAGGCUCCGCUACUCUAUCCAUGGCGUAUGCUGGUGCGAGGUUCGCGUUUGCCCUCUGCCGAGCCAUCAAUGGAGAGUCCAAUGUAGUUGAGUGCUCCUUCGUUCAGUCCAGUGUUACUGAAGCAAAAUAUUUCUCCACUCCAAUUUUACUUGGUCCUAAUGGACUGCAGAAGAACCUCGGCCUGGGUAAGCUGUCGGACUACGAGAAUCAGCUUCUGAAGGCUGCAAUUCCAGAACUGAAGAAAAACAUCCAGAAGGGAGAAGACUUCGUGAAUAAGAAGUGAAAUCAUUUAUAUAAGCAAACAAAUAUUUGAAGCUAGUCCGUCAAAAACACUUAAACAUUCGUGUUAGGAAGGAGAAGUGUAGUAUAUUUAUCAAACAUAAUGCUGUUAAUAAAACACUGAUGUUUUAACUGCUAUUUAUUUUUUAACAGUGUAAUGCGCACUAAACAGUUGUUAAAUUUUGUUAAGUUCAUUUUCAAUGUUGUUGCAGUUUACUCUAAGCAUUUUAUUUUAAUGGGCUUUCAGGUUCCAAAUACGGAAUAUUGUAUAGUACCUUUAAUUUAUGUAAUGUGCAUUUGAAUUGUGAAUCAAUUCUAACUAAGCCCAACAAUUUACAUAAUUUAUUUAAAUAUUUUUUCAUUUGGUACAAAAAUAAAGUUAAGUGUUAUGUUAAUAAAACAUGUUCAUGACAAAAAUUA